CACAAUUUGGAAGCUUGGGAAAUGUGUAUGUUUGUAUUGUUUUUUGUUGAUUCUUCUUCUUCUUCUUCGUCUGGGAAAAGUGCCUGUGUGUGUGUGUGUCUAUUCAUCUUUUAUUGCGCAUAUCGCAUCAAUGCGAAGAAGACCCGUAUGCUCCGUCAUAUGAUGGAAUUUGCGUUGCCAACCUGCAACCACCCCCUUUACCUCCCUUCCUCCCAACCCUCCCAUUAUGCAAGUACAAUCAAAACCGUCAUCUUCCGUCUGCUGGCAGCGAGCGCACGCACACAAAAUGGAACGCGCGCCUAUGUUUGUGUGUGUGUGUGAGUAUGUGCUAAGAGCAAAAAUGGUUCGCCCUGGCUCUGUGUGUGUGUGCGCGCGCGUGUGUAUCGAUGUGUUGUUAUUGUUGUUUGUUGUGUCGAGCUCCUUGACCGUGAUAAGGGCAUCCAUUUAAAAGUGAUGCGUAUCGGUGCGAAAUGCGGUCUGUGGUUGCCGUUUUCAUUGCGCGUACGGCAGGAAACAAUUGCCGCAACAAUUGCGCAAACAAUAGGGGGAAAGAGCGCUGAAACUGAAGCUUGCUGCGAACGGCAGCAGCAUGAAAAGCUGCUCUGCUGUGCGGUGUGACGUGUUCUUUUGUGAUUCUUGCGUGUUCCGUUUGGCGUUGUGUGUUAGAAACACGGCAGACUCCGCAGCAAAAACCACACAUGUGCAAAUGUGGUUUGUGCACAUCGUGUUUUUCUUUUCUUCUUCUUUGCGUCCGUCUCAUUCUUAGUCUCACUGGGAGAAGAAAGCAAAGAAAAAAAGGCUAAGCCAAAAGACGGUAAAGACACACCCAGCCCGGAGACGUGUACUACGUGUAAAUGGUGUGUUCCUCCAUAAGAAGUGUGCUGCACAUGUUGUUUGGCUGAUGUUGCUCGUUUCCUGUUAUUGUUUUUGUCUGGACGCAUCGUUUUCUCGUCCCUCGGAGGCAAUGCCAAAAUGCCUAAAUGCCAUCACGGAGUGAAAAUGUUUAUCGCCGCAACAAUCAAUAACAGCAAGCUGUUCAGGCUUUGAUGGCGCUUACACCAGCCGCCUCACCAGCACCACCAGCAGCAGCAGUAUCAGUAAAGGUGUUGUCAGUGUUGCCAUCGUCGACGUCGUCACUGCAGCUGCCGGCGACCAUGGUGCAACGGGUAGUAGUAGUCGCCACUGCCGAUGCCACCGCUGUCGCCGCCGCCGACUCCACCCUUCACGGAUGAUACAGCCCGGACGGACGGACGGACGGACGACGACGGAUGAGGCCCGCCCGAAACGGACGAUGACGAGGGUGCCGGUGCGCCUCCUGCCCGUUGUGUGUGUGUGUAGUGUUUUGCAUAUGCCGUUGUUGUUGUGUUGUCCUUGCUUGUUGGUGAUCAUGUUACAGCAGUGCCGGUUGGGGCCACUUUCUUCUUGCGCGUAAAACAAAGCCUGCCGAGGAUUGCACAUACUCACAACACUCUCCGUCUAUCUAUCUCUCUAUCUCUCUCUGUCUGUCUCUCUGUCUCUCGCUGUACAUCUGUGUUCCCGCUCCAUACUGCACCGGAUUCAUAGUUCGGAAAACUUCACCCACUUGGGAGUGUUGUGUGAGCGUACUGACGAAACGCCGACAAGUGUUUGUGCAUGCGCGUGUGUGUAUGUGUGUGGGACAGUGGUCCAACAUUCCGGCAGUCCCGGGUGUGCGCCGCGAUUAGCGAAGUGAUUUGUGGUCACCGUUGUUCCUAAUAGAAAGGAAGUCGACAAAAGCCGGCAAUCGUGUGUGCGUGUUUGUGUUGUGGCACAUUCUGAUCUGAAAGAUAUCGGCGAAAACGAAGCAAAUUAAGGUGAUUUGAAAGUGAAAUUUAACUAGAAAAGUAAAACAGUACCAGCGGAGGUGGUGGCUCGUCCUGCACCAAGUGCGGCGACUGGCGCAGAGAAAGAGAAGGCCCGUGGCAUGUUGUGUUGCACAGUGGCUUAGCAACCGCGGCCAAAUAGCCUACUCUAAGAGUGUGUACUGGUGCCACCACUUUGUUGCACUCGCCAAAACAAAACAAAACAAAAAAGCGGUCCGGUUUGGCACACGUCUUGGCUGGCAGAAAGAAAGAAAAAAAAACCCAGCCACAGCAUAUCCUGCAAAACAUAAAGUACGAACAACGUGUGCGUGUGUGUGUAUAUGUGUCGUCUGCCCGGGUGUACGCACUGGUCCGGUGCCGAAGGCUAAAGCAUGUUCUCUGGCAGUUCGCAUGUAUCGAUCACGGAUGCGGCUGAUUACGAUUUCGAGAAUGCGGAAAAUGCGGCCAAAUGGAGGGGCUUGUUCAUCUCAUCGUUGCGGAAGGUGCUCGAGCAGGUGCAUCCUUCGCUGCAGGCCCGGGAGGAUGCGUUGCUGUACGUCGAGAGCCUGUGCCUGCGAUUGUUAGCGACACUGUGUGCGAAGCCACCGCCGCACACGGUAAUGGACGUGGAGGAUCGUAUCAUCCGUACCUUUCCGACCCCGAUCGAUAGGUGGGCACUGGGGGAGGCACGCGAAACGAUAGACAAGUCGAAAAAGAAGAAACCGGUGCUACCAGUUGAUCGUGUGCAUACGCUACUGCAGAAGGAGGUGCUGCAGUACAAAAUCGACAGUUCCGUAUCGCUGUUUCUGGUGGCCGUGCUCGAGUACAUAUCCGCCGACAUCCUGAAGCUGGCCGGGUACUAUGUGAAGAACAUACGCCACAUCGAAAUUACCCGCGAGGACAUCGAGGUCGCCAUGUGCGCUGACAAGGUACUGAUGGACAUGUUCUAUCAGGGCGAAAGCUCCAACUCGAUGGCACCGAGUCCGCUUCCACCGACGCCCCGCGCCAGCCUCAGCUACGAGGAGGUCGUGAAGGAACUGAUCCACGACGAGAAACAGUAUCAACGGGAUCUGCACAUGAUCAUCCGAGUAUUCCGGGAGGAGUUAGUUAAGAUAGUUAAGGAUCCAAAAGAGCUGGAUUUAAUAUUUUCCAACAUAAUAGACAUUUACGAAGUGUCGGUGACGUUGCUGGGAUCGCUCGAAGAUGUGAUAGAAAUGUCCCAGGAGCAAACGCCACCGUGUAUUGGUAGCUGUUUUGAAGAACUGGCAGAAGCGGCUGAAUUCGACGUGUAUGCAAAGUAUGCAAAGGAUAUUACAUCGGUGACGGCGAAGGAAGCGCUAGCCAAUUUGUUAGCCCGACCGGAGGCCAGUUCACUGAUGUCAGCCGGGCAUGGUUUCAAGGAGGCGGUCAAAUUUUACCUACCAAAACUACUAUUAGGGCCCAUCGGGCAUGCGCAGUUAUAUUUGGAUUACAUUAAGGUUUUACUACAGCUUAGUCCCUCGCAGGAGGAUAAAGAGAGCUUUGAGCAGGUGCAAGGGUUGCUGAAACCGCUGCAGUGCGAGCUGCAGAGCAUUUCAUCACUCCUGCCGAAAGAAUACUUUACGCGCGUGAACAGCCGUGCCCGGCGGCAGUCGGCGAUCGAGAAAACGCGCGACCUGCAAAACACGGUCGAGCACUGGGACAAGGACGUGGGCCAGUGCUGCAACGAGUUCAUCCGGGAGGAUACGCUCGCGAAGCUGAGCUCGGGCAAGCGGCAGACCGAGCGGAAGGUGUUCCUGUUCGACGGGCUGCUGGUGCUGUGCAAGGCGCGGCGCCAGAUAGUGCCGGGCAACAACUACGACUACCGGCAGAAGGAGCGGUUCUUCAUGCGCAAGGUCGAGAUCAUCGACCGGCCCGACACGGACGAGCUGAAGCACGCGUUCGAGAUUUCGCCCCGCGAGCAGCAGAGCGUUGUACUUAUCACCAAGAACGCCCAGCACAAGAACGACUGGAUGGCGGACCUGAUCAUGCUGAACACGAAAUCGAUGCUGGAGCGCAUACUGGACAGCAUCCUGCUCGACAUCGAGAAGAAGCAUCCGCUCCGGCUGCCGAGCCCGGACAUGUACAAGUUUGCCGUGCCGGACGGGCCGUCGAACAUCGUGCUGGAGGAGCGCGAGGGCACGGGUGUGCCGCUGAUCAAGGGUGCGACACUGUGCAAGCUGAUCGAGCGGCUGACCUACCACAUCUACGCCGAUCCGAUGUUUGUGCGCACGUUUCUGACCACGUACCGGUCGUUCUGCUCGCCGAAGGAGCUGCUCCAGCUGCUGGUCGAGCGGUUCGACAUACCGGAUCCGGCCGUCGUGUACGAUCCGGCGGCGGAAAAGGAGCUGGCCGGCGACACGGACAAGUUCCACAAGAACUCGCAGCGGGAGGACUGGAAGCGGUACAAGAAGGAGUACGUGCAGCCGGUACAGUUCCGCGUGCUGAACGUGCUUCGGCACUGGGUCGAUCAUCAUUUCUACGACUUUGAGCGGGACGGCGAGCUGCUCGAGUCGCUCGAACGGUUUCUGGAGACGGUGCGCGGCAAAUCGAUGCGCAAGUGGGUUGAUUCGGUGAUGAAGAUCGUUCAGCGGAAGAACGAAAGUGAAGACAAUCACCGGCAAAUAACGUUCGCGUUCGGGCACAGUCCGCCGGCGAUUGAGCACCAUCUGCCGCUGAACGGUGAGAACGAGUUCAACCUGCUAAUGCUGCAUCCACUCGAGCUGGCGCGACAGUUGACUCUGCUGGAGUUUGAAAUGUACAAGAAUGUCAAACCCUCCGAACUGGUUGGCUCGGUGUGGACGGGGAAGGAUAAAGAAACAACUAGUCCUAAUUUAUUGAAAAUAAUGCAUCACACCACUAAUUUUACACGCUGGAUCGAGAAAUCGAUCAUUGAGGCGGAAAACUUCGAGGAGCGCGUCGCGAUGGCGAGCCGCGCGAUCGAGGUGAUGAUGGUGCUGCAGGAUUUGAACAACUUCAACGGCGUGCUGUCGAUCGUGUCCGCCUUCCAGGGGGCGGCCGUCCAUCGGCUCAAGCUGACGCUGGAGGACAUCCCGAAGCGCCACCAGCAGGUGCUGGCCGAGUGCCGCGAGCUGAACAAUUCGCACUUCAAGAAGUACCAGGAGAAGCUGCGCUCGAUCAAUCCGCCGUGCGUGCCGUUCUUCGGCAUGUACCUCACCAACAUACUGCACAUCGAGGAGGGCAAUCCGGACUUUCUGCCCAACACGGAGCUGAUCAACUUCUCCAAGCGGAGGCGGGUGGCCGAAAUUACGGGCGAAAUACAGCAAUAUCAGAAUCAGCCGUACUGCUUAAAAGUCGAUCCUAGCAUAAGGAAUUUUCUAGAGAAUUUAGAUCCUUUUAAAGGAAUGAGCAUCACGGAAAUUCAGAACUAUCUGUACGAGGAGAGCAAACGGAUAGAGCCGAAAAACUGUCGCCAGCCGUUGAAAUUCCCCAAAAAAUGGCCGGACAUUUCGUUGAAGUCGCCCGGCAUUAAGCCGUCGUCGAGGCGCAACAACAGCUCCGCCAACUCGUCGAUGACGCUGCCUGGCACGCUGCCGUACAGCAAGACGUCCCUGCUGGCGAACAGUGACACGGGCGAACAGUCGCCGCCGGCCUCCUCCUCCUCGUCCGUGCACGACUACUCCAUCUUCGCAUCGGUCAACAUUCACUCCUCCUCGUCCGGGACGUCCUCGCUUUCGUCGCUCUACUACCAGCAGCAGCAGCAACACCUACAGCAACAGCUUCAGCAGCAGCAGCAGCAGCAUCACUCCGGUUUCUACCACGGCCAGCAGCAGCAGCAGCAGCAAGGUGGCGGGGUUGUCGCUGGCAGUAGCAGCGGCUCGUCACAGUACUCACAUCACGGCAGUGCGCACCACCAUCCACACCAGCAGCAGUACCUGCCGCAUCACCAUCCGCAUCACCAUCACCACCACCAUCACCAUCCGCAUCACUACCAUCCGAGCUUCUCGCAGUCGAUCGCGAACCUGACGACGGCCGGCGGGGACAGCCAGAUGGCGCCGGAGAUACCGCGCCGCUCGGACAGUAUUAUACUGACCAACACGAACCAGCUGCUGGCCGGCAGCGGCUGCCUGUCGGAGAGCAGCGGUGGCAGCUACAACGGCGGCAAGCUGCUGCCCAGCCCGCGCUACCCGUCCGCCUCGAUGACGACCCUACCGUCCUCGUCGUCCUGCUCGGCGGCGGGUACUUCCGGUGGCGGUACCGGCGGGAUGGCCGUCGGCGCCUCCAGCUACUCGAUCGGGGGCAGCCUGUACAGUGGUUCCAGUAGCGAAGCAUCCGGCUACGGUACUGCCAGCUCAGUGACGUCAUCGUCGGCGGCCAGUAUUGUUUCAAUGUCGCACAACGAUGCUACGGUGCAGCAGCAGCAGCAGCAAGGGUCGGCGGUGGUGAUCCCUCAUCCCGACAUUCCACCGGCAAUCAGUCCACGCACUGACAAACCACAACCAUUGCAUCCACCACCACCACCUCCACCGUCCCUGCAGCAUGCAGCUAGUGCAAGUCCGGGAGCUACCGCGGGCAGCGGCAGUAGCAUCGCCGGCUCCUCCAUACUGGCCAACAUGGCGGCGGUAGGAACAUCCAUCGCCAACAGUACUAGCAGUAACUUUAGACAUAGUGCAUCCAAUUCUAUCAAAAAUCAAAACUGUGAUUUUACUUACACCAUCCCGGGCGGUGGUGGUGGUCCCACGGGCAGCAGUGCGAGCGGCGCCCCUCCACCGCCGACCAAUUCCAGCGGACGACCGUCGUCCUGUGAGCAUUCGCCCGUCUAUCCUUCCAGCCCGAAAAUCCAGCUCCAGCAUAAUCAUCCCACCGCGGGAGCGGCUCUGCCACCUGUCUGCCCGCACCACCAUCACCAUGCCGCCCAUCAUCAUCACACCGAUGCGGCGGCUGCGGCCGAUGGUGGUGGGCCGGCGGCCAAUUCGAUCCAGUACAACAGCAGCGUGUCACCUUCCGCCAGCAACCACCAUCCGUGUCACCUGUGUGCGGGCGGUGUGGACGCAGGCGGCAGCUUGUCGAACAAUGCCGACAUUGGUCCGACACCGAUCUCACCGCACGUCAACGUACCAAAUACGCACAAUGUGCUACCACCCCCGGCGCCUCCACUACCUCCUAGGGCUAAGCGAAAAGAAUCUUCCAUGGAUUCGACCCAGUCGUCGCAGAUGCGGCAGGCGCCGGACGCACCGACGCUACCACCGAGAGACGUUAGUCCGCCGCCACUACCGCCUAGGAUUUACACACAGUCGUCACACUACCAGUUCGGAGUGUCCAGCCAGGCCGGCACGACGCUGCUACUUAACUACACGCAAAGUCCGAGUGUGUGCGGCGGUGGUGGUGUCGCCGGUACCGGCGGCAGCAGCAGCUUUCCAAUGGACAGCUCCAACUGGAACCAUUCCUCAUUCCAUGCGAAGGAUGAAUCGACGUCUUCGUCCUCGUCCUCGUCGACGCUAACGCGGGACAAUUUGAACCAGCACAAUCAGCACAGUGUCGGCGGCACGACGGCAAGCAGCAGCAGCCAGAACAGCAGCAGCAUGGAGCAGCGGCUGCUAAUGCUGCCCCAUACCAGCACGAUCAUGAUGCGGCGCAACUCGGCGAUGGAUCGGGCGGCGAAGGAAAACAUUCCCAACAUUGCCACUUCGAGCUCGCUGUCCGGGCUGUCGACGAUCGCUGGCGGCAGCGCAGGUGGUGGUGGUGUCGGUGGAGCGAACGUGGUCCCGGGCGUUGGGGUCGGUGGCAGUGGAUCGACAAUGAACUCUAGCGGCGGUCCCAGCGUUUCCGGUUCGCUCGGCAGCAGCGGUGCGUCCGUCGGCAGUAGCCCGUCGGCGGUGAAGAACAAGUCGGUGCAGAACUCACCCAUCUCGGGGCAGGCGCAGCAGCCGAAUGUACUUUGCCGAAGGGCCAGUACAAACAUUUCGCCCCGCUUUUCGCCCGGCGAAACGACACCAAAACUACCCCCCAAACCGAAACAGAACAGUAUAAGUUCAGAUCGUACAAUGUUUCCCUAUCCCAGCACGAACUGACCCAACGGUAGUCCCGGCGGUGGGCGCUACUUCAUACGCUAGCCCGAUACAGCACCGGUGCAAAUGGACCCCAAAUGGACAAACGGUACAAACGUGACAACAACAACAACUUUGUGCUGUUGUGCUGUUUCAAUUGAAUUGAGAAGGAAUAACGCUUACACAAAGUGUUGCAGUGGAAUGCUGACAAAAAGGGGAUCAUCUCGGGGCGCCUUCUGCGCGCUUUAGUUUACACAAGGGACGGGCCAGUGGUGGUGGUGGUGUUGUGGGACUGGUAUUAUUUGUUGAUGCCAAAAACAUCUCAAUCCGUACGAACAUGCAUAAUGAUUCGCAUUUUACGAAUGUGUGUGCCAUAGAGCGGAAGUUUCUUACGCCCCAGAAGUUUCCGUUUUGUUUUGUUCUCCUGUUUCAAUUUGACCUUUUUUAAUCUUCCAGCUGCCGCUGUUGCCCGGUCAAGAGUACCCCUCCUGCAGCUUUUAGUUUGAUGUUGUCUUAAGAAGAGGGGAAAGGGAAGGGAAAGGGAAGGGAAAGGGAAGAGUUUUUAAUGUGUGACUACACUUUGCGCCGACGAUGUGUUGUGCGUGGCAAUGGUGGGAAAAAAAGUAUUAAUUCGUUUGAAAUUGGCACGCCACAAAAAAGUGCCGCGUGAGAGCGACAAAAGAACACAUGAUACAGGUAGAGGCAGGGUUGUUUAGCGGGUUGAUAGAGAUUUGAACACCUUACCUAUCACAUGCAUGUUGGUAGUACUUGCACAUGGUUGGUUAAUAAUUUUUCAGUUCCAAUUUCAAGUGCCACGACGAGAGGAAGCUGCAUGGAAUGAUUUGACUUGCGCUGUCGCAUUUGGCGUGUUACCUCUCUGUCUGUUCGAUGAGGAUCACAUAGUAGGCAUUUUUUUUUUUUAAUUGUAAAUCGAAGACGCACUGUAUAGCUGGAAUGCAGCAAAAAAAAACAAUACAACAAAACAUUACAAAACAAACAUUAGUUCGUUCGUGCGCACGUUUUGAGCUCGCUCGUGCAGCAGUGUAAUGUUGCUGUAGUGUAAGCGUAUAAGAUGAAGAUGAUAUGCAUUAUAUAGCACAAAAGGGAAAAAAAGAACCAUUUGAAGAAAAAAAACACACAGCUACAUAAACACAUUUUGGAACAGAUAGAGCAGAUAAUUUGAUUGUUGUGUAAUGUAGAUGUUUUAUAUGGAUGAUUAAAAGAAGAAAAAACAAACAAACAAACACAUUAUUCUAGCGGGAUAUAGAAAGAGAGAGAGAGAGAGAGAGAGAGAGACAGAGGGGUACCUAGAAGCAGGAGUAAGGAGUAGUGUAACACAAGUGGUUGUGUGGUGUGUAAAUAUGCUUUUUGUGCGACCGGAACGGAUCGAACCAUUCACCGAGCUAUUAGAGUGUGGGAGAAAGAACAAACACUCAUAACAAAAAAAAAACAAUAAAUGUUACUACGUUAAGUAAGUAAUACACCGCAAGCGAACCAAAUCAAUAUAGGAAGCAGUAGACGAAGAAGAACAAACAAACCCCAAAUACCUAAAUGUGUCGAAACGAAACAAAACAUCACAACACUCACUCACUGACUCACACAUACACACACACACACACACACACACACCAUCCACGUGCAUCUUCUCUGCGUGGUGGCAAGAACAGAAGCACGCAGGACAUUUGCUCCUUAACUAGACUGUGCAACUAUCGCUUGGCAUUCCGCGUAAGUGGAACUGGUCGGAACUGGUAUUACUGUAUAGGGAAAUAUCUCCUGUUUUAGUAGUCGGUCGGGUAAUGCUAAUUCUUCCCUGUUGUAUUCUCGGUCUCAUCGUGAUUGAUGGUGGUUGAACUGUCUCUCUGUUAGUGCGCUAACGCAGACGACUGAAAUAGGCGGAUAGUUGACUUUAAACAACAAUAGAAAAAGGAAGAGAGCAAUGUAAAAGACCGAAAUCGUUUGUUUUACGUGUGUGUCUGUUUUUGGUGUGCAAAAGGAUGGAAUGCACAAUUCAUUUUUUGUUUUUGUAUACAAAUAAAGGAUGCACAUAACGUCCUGUUUUUUUCUUAAAAAAAAAGGGAUCGCAACUAUUGAUCCUACGAAACAAGUAUUAAAAGUCGAGAGGAACACAUGGUGGUUGAGUUGCGCAACAAGCACGCGAACAGACUAAACGCAAACAAGCAAACAAAAAAUACUAUAAAAUGUAGACUGGAGCAUACGCGAGAUGAUAACGGCCUCUGAUAUGAUUAGUGGGCAACAGACAGAGAGACACACACACCUACUAACACCUAAACAAACAGGAGAUAUUGUGUAACAAAUCAAUGUGUUAUGUACAUAAGAGUAUGCAUGUUAUACAAGGCAAACAAGUAAACGCAUAAUAACCAACCUAUGCAAAACAGAAAACACAGAGAGUGGAAAGUGUGGAAGAAGGUGUAAAACUAAAGAAACCAAACUCUGUGGCGCAUUUUUUGUGAAAGCUGUAGAACCUUCGAUGUUGGCAUAAUUAUACAGAAACACACACACACACACACACACACACACACACACACACACACACACACACACACACACACACACACACACACACACACACACACACACACACACACACACACACACACACACACACACACACACACACACACACACACACACACACACACACACACACACACACACACACACACACACACACACACACACACACACACACACACACACACACACACACACACACACACACACAAAACACGCACACGAAGGAUACCAUUUCUACACUGGAAAUGGAACCAACACAAAAAAAAACCCAGUAGAUGAUGAACAGAAACAUGUCUUAACCGUGGUUAGUGGUCGAUGUUGUCAAGUGUUGUUGUCGAAUGGGUAGUGGAGCAUUUGGGGUAUGUAAUUAAAUUUGGACCGCAAAGCGAAAGUGGACCUUGAUCGGGCCGAAAUCGCUGUGCGACGUUGUUAGUGGAUGAUCAUAUCCCUUAAUUGAAACAUUCAAGUGCACACACACACACACACAGCCGCGCUUUGGUCUGUUUUUUGUUUGUUGGCAGGAGUUGUUGGGUUGGGUUGGGCACAGGAUUAGAACGGAACGGAGAAGGUAAAACAAACAAUAAUUAAACGUUUGGCACCACGUGUGAGAAAGUUUGCACCCGAAAUCAGGCUCUCUGUGCGCGUGUAGGGGUAUGUAGAGGUGCGAGUUGGCAGUUGUUUAAGCGUUAGUGUACAACACAGACAAUGCUACACACACCACACACGGUUUGGGAUGGAAAUGAAAGUAAAGCAGGAGGUGUGUUAAAUAUAUUGGCGGAAGAGGGAAGAUGUUGCAGGAGUAGCAGCAGCAGGAUAUCACAGGUUAAUAAUGCAAAACGAGAUAUAAGAGUGUGUAGAAAGGUGGAGAGUGGAAGAGGAGCCGUGUGCAAGCCGAGUGUGUUAAGGGGGAUGAUUAGUAAUGAUUUAUCUAGUGUAAAGAGAAAGUAGUAGUAGUAGUAGUAGUAGUAGUAGCAGUAGUAAUAGUAGAAGUACUGGGGCAAAACAUGAACGAUGGGAGGGAGGAAGAAAAAGAAAGUAAACAAGAAGGAACGUGUGUAGUGUAAUGGGGGCUGCUAGCAAGUAGUAGUUGUGCGAUACGUAUGAGCGCUAAUCCUAUCGCAAACAUGUUGUACUAUAUACAAGAUUUUAUGUAAAACAAAACCAACCAAGCAGUUGCAAGAACUGUGUGUAACAACUGUGUAAAACAGAGUGAAGUGAAUAUAGGCCAGAGAUAGAGGGAAGCGCGUGAACAAAAGAGAUAGAGUUAUAUAUAGAUAUAUAUAGAGAGAGAGAGAGAGUAAACAAACAUAUUAUGUAUGUAGUACCAACGGAGAAGAGAAAAGAAUGAAAUUCGUUGAGAUUAAGUGAAAAGAGUGCAACAACAACAACAACAACAAAAAAGAAACAACCAGAAAAUGAGAAAAGUGGAUUUGCUAAGAAAAGUUUAUAUAUAAUAAUGGUUGAACGGUAGAGAAAAGAGAAAGAUGAAAAGAAGGUGUACGAAAACAGAACGAAGUACGAAAACAACAAGCUGUGAAUGAAUGAAAGAAAGUGGAACCUAAAUGUUUGAAAUAAUGUAUAAAAAAAAAACACACACACACAUACACAACAGAACAAAACUGAAAACCCAAAAACAAAA
Anopheles gambiae (African malaria mosquito) is the source of this 12020-nucleotide messenger RNA. It is a transcript of the gene Sos, whose product is annotated as protein son of sevenless. The transcript is spliced from 21 exons. NCBI's taxonomy places the organism in Eukaryota, Metazoa, Arthropoda, Insecta, Diptera, Culicidae. Bases 2213 to 7870 code for a protein of 1885 amino acids. The record is from RefSeq and is a predicted model, not a curated record. Gene Ontology annotation, biological process: Ras protein signal transduction; positive regulation of GTPase activity. Gene Ontology annotation, cellular component: plasma membrane; nucleosome. Gene Ontology annotation, molecular function: protein heterodimerization activity; DNA binding; structural constituent of chromatin.